Messenger RNA from Notolabrus celidotus (New Zealand spotty), 2723 nucleotides. It is a transcript of the gene slc26a6.2, whose product is annotated as solute carrier family 26 member 6. Gene Ontology annotation, molecular function: oxalate transmembrane transporter activity; bicarbonate transmembrane transporter activity; chloride transmembrane transporter activity. NCBI's taxonomy places the organism in Eukaryota, Metazoa, Chordata, Actinopteri, Labriformes, Labridae. The record is from RefSeq and is a predicted model, not a curated record. Bases 212 to 2362 code for a protein of 716 amino acids. Gene Ontology annotation, cellular component: membrane. The transcript is spliced from 20 exons. Gene Ontology annotation, biological process: transmembrane transport.
UGUUGGAUCUACUUUUACUGAACCGGGGAAAACAACCAACAUAAGACAAGGAGAGACAACCUAAACCUAGCUUGUAAGCUACGUUUCAGGACUUCAGUAGGUGCUGGACUUUUGGUGAAAGCCUGAAGACAACGUUUGGCCUUGGAAACAAUUUCAACAUCAUAGAACAUUUACUGAGACUACAGGUGGACCACACAAGCCAGUUGUAGCCAUGGCUGAGCGGAGGAGACCGGGCUACAGCGUGGACAGGGACAUCCUGGAUGAAGGAGCCGUGGAGGAGCUGGCUGAAAAGUCUGAAGCAAAAACACCUUGGACUGAGAAGGUCAAAAAGUCAAUGAGGUGUUCUGGUCCCAGGCUGAAGAGGUGCCUGCUGGAUAGUGUUCCUGUGGUGUCAUGGCUGCCUCGGUACUCCCUCAGAGACAAUGCGCUGGGUGACCUGGUCUCUGGGAUCAGUGUGGGCAUCAUGCAGCUACCGCAGGGUAUGGCCUACGCUCUCCUCGCAUCAGUUCCUCCAGUCUUUGGUCUUUACUCCUCCUUCUACCCGGUCCUGAUCUAUUUCAUCUUCGGCACAUCCAAGCACAUUUCAAUCGGAACAUACGCAGUGAUGAGUGUGAUGAUAGGAGGGGUGACGGACCGAUUAGCCCCAGACUCCAACUACAUGAUGUGGGACAACGUGACAAACACCAGUAUAGUGGAUGAGGAUUCCAGAGAUGCUGAGAGAGUGCGAGUGGCUGCAGCGGUCACCUUAUUAUCUGGAUUAUUUCAGAUUCUGCUCGGCCUGGUCCAGUUCGGUUUCGUGGUGACCUACCUAUCUGAGCCGCUGGUUCGAGGUUACACCACAGGGGCUGCCAUCCACGUCAUCGUGUCCCAGCUCAAGUACACGUUUGGCAUCAGCCCACUGAGACACAGUGGACCCUUCUCAUUGAUAUAUACUGUGUUGGAGGUGUGUUAUCUUCUCCCUGAGACAAACAUUGGCACUCUUGUGGUCAGUAUUGUCGCUAUAGUCGGCCUCAUCCUGAUGAAGGAGCUCAACACAUACUUAAGUAAAAAACUACCCAUUCCUAUACCCGUGGAGCUGCUUGGUGUCGUCAUUGCUACAGUCAUCUCCUGGCAAGUGAACCUGAAUGACAAAUACGCAGUGGAGGUGGUGGGAUUGAUUCCCUCAGGUCUCCAGCCCCCUGUUAUCCCAACAGCCUCUCUGUUUGGUCAGGUGAUCGGCGAUGCCUUCGCUCUGGCUGUGGUUGGCUACGGCAUUGCCAUCUCACUGGGGCGAAUCUUUGCCCUCAAGUAUGGGUACAAGGUGGACAGCAACCAGGAACUCAUCGCCCUCGGUUUGAGCAACACGGUCGGAGGAUUUUUCCAGUGUUUUGCCAUCAGCUGCUCCAUGUCUCGUACGAUGGUUCAGGAGAGCACAGGGGGGAAGACUCAGGUUGCUGGAGCUCUAUCGGCGGUAGUUAUCCUUUUCAUCACCCUCUGGAUUGGAACUCUCUUUGAAGAGCUGCCCAAGGCAAUGCUGGCUGCCAUCAUCUAUGUCAACCUUCAUGGCAUGAUGAAACAAUUCCUGGACAUCCCUGUGCUGUGGAGAAGCAACAAAAUAGACAUGGUGAUCUGGGUGGUCACCUUCAUCCUCACUGUGCUGUUCAACCCUGACCUGGGUCUGGCUGCUUCCAUUGGUUUCUCCAUGCUCACCGUCAUCUUCAGGACGCAGCUACCCAAAUACUCCCUGUUAGGGCAGGUCCCAGACACUGACAUUUACAGGCCACUGGAGGACUACACUCAGGUGAAGGCGGUGCCGGGCAUUUUGAUCUUCCGUUCCUCUGCAACCCUCUACUUUGCCAACGCUGAGAUGUAUCAGGAAACCCUUGGAAGAAAGUCGGGCAUCGACAUCACCAAGAUCCUGUCAGCCAAGAAGAAACUAGAAGCCAAACUAAAGAGGCACGAAAAGAGCAACGCCAAAAAAGCCAAGAAAGAUGCAAAGAAGAACGGACUGGGCAUGGAGGGGGAGCCAGAGAAGAUGGAGCAGAAAGACAUUGCUGUUAUCAAAAUGGAUCCUGAGCCUGACCCCUCUCUUCCAAGAGCCAUCAUCCUCGACCUCAGCCCUGUGAACUUCCUGGACACCGUGGGGGUCAAGACGCUACGCAGUAUCCACAAAGAUUACGGACAGAUUGGUAUAGAGGUUGUUCUCGCUGGCUGCCAAACUGGAGUGGUGGACAACCUGCAGACUGGAGGUUUCUUAAACGACAAAGUGACUAAAUCGUGUCUGUUCACUACGGUCCAUGAUGCUGUUCUGCACUGUCAGUCCGCCAUGACACCCAGCCAAGAAAAGCCUUUAUAUGAGGAGAUCACAGCAACGCAUUUCUGAGGCCUGAGAGGAACCAAGGAGGAUAAUAUGAAGAUGUGUCUGACACCGACUGCAUGAGGAUUUCUAUCCAUCAGGAUUCAGGGGACUCAAACUUCAGACCUACAUGAAAAUAAUGAGCAGACAAAAACAACAAAGUGAAAAUCUGUGACAACAAACUACACAGAGUCAAAGAUGUCCUUGAAGAGAAAAAAAUCAAAGAUCUUAAUGACAAAACAAACCUAAGAUAAAUAUUAUGAAAUAAUGUUUCUGGCCAGCUGUAUGCACCAAGUUUAAUGAGAUAGUUAUGCUGCUUUUAAAAAUAAAUGCCUACAUUUAUGACGAUCCAAAAAUCUGCAAACGUUGAAGUCUUUUAAUGGAAAUA